CUCUUCGACCAACAUGCGGACAGCAAUCCUUCUCGCUUUCGGUGCUGUACUUGCAGCACAGGCUUUCCCACAUUCUGGAGAUACGAAUGUCGUCGAAUCCAUGAUCCGUGAAGUCCGGGCCGUUGCUCCCGAUGAUUUGGCUGAUCUUAUAACCAAAGAUACUAAGAAAGCGUUUUUGCACACUUACGGUGACGACGAUGACAACGAGCAAGGAUACAACAAGAAGGUUGAUGAUGAAGGGGGUAAAGGUUACAAGCACUUUGAUAGUUACCACAAGAAGGACAGUGACAAAUACGGGUUCGAAACUCAGACGGCGUUUGGGAAAGGCGAAGGAUCCGAGACGGAGGCUGGAAGUAAAUCCGGAAAGUACAGCGAGACGAAGGAAGACGAUGGAGAAGCUGAUAAGAGCGAGGAUACAGAGGAGGACGAUGCUGACGAUGAGGACGAAGAGGAAACGAAACACUCGUACAAAGUUGUCGAGGAUGUAGAUGAGGACGGUGAGAGUGGACAUUACACCGAAGGAUCCGAAGGAUACAAUUCGUCAGAUUUCAACGGUGAUGAUGACGACAGUGAAUCCAAGUCUUACCACCCAAUCGAAGCAGAUGAAGACGACGAAGACGAUGAUGAUCAGUAG
Messenger RNA from Nicrophorus vespilloides, 634 nucleotides. Its product is annotated as nucleolar transcription factor 1-A-like. Bases 14 to 634 code for a protein of 206 amino acids. NCBI's taxonomy places the organism in Eukaryota, Metazoa, Arthropoda, Insecta, Coleoptera, Silphidae. The record is from RefSeq and is a predicted model, not a curated record. The transcript has 5 exons.